Messenger RNA from Orbicella faveolata, 493 nucleotides. Its product is annotated as stimulated by retinoic acid gene 6 protein-like. NCBI's taxonomy places the organism in Eukaryota, Metazoa, Cnidaria, Anthozoa, Scleractinia, Merulinidae. The record is from RefSeq and is a predicted model, not a curated record.
AUGGUCAUGAGCCUUGUGUUAUGGAUAUUCCAGUUUUUUCUGGCAUCGUUCGUGUUUCGCGACCGACAGUUUCCGAAUAUUUCUGUUUCUAUUGAUAACAGACGGCUCCAUUCUAUCAUGUCGUACUUCUUCUUUUUCUUCAACAUUCUUAUGGGUGUGUUUUCCUGCCUUGGACGCAUUCUAAAAGGAUUGGCACUGGGCCUUAUCUUCGUUUCGCGAAUUGACCGAACAUCUUUGAUGCUAGGAUUCCAGCAAUGGGACAGAGGCUUUGUUGCAUACCUUGGUUUUCUGCAUGUUCUGGUGGCUCAUAGGCAUCCCGUGAUGCUCGUCUUUUGUGAGCUGCUCAGCACUAGAGAGGGUGAUCCCAAAUCAGGCCAGUCACUUGAGUUAAGUAAGUAUACUUAUACUUAUACUUUAUUUGAGUGUCGUAAAACAAAGUAAUUUCUCUGGCCAAGCACAGACAAUCCAGCGGACCAAUAAAAUUAAAGCCCAG